UUUAUAAAGCGGCAAAGCUGGGACGGUACUCGUAUGCCUCUUGAAACGGCAUCCCCUUGCACACGCUCUCGUUGGCUAAGGAAGAUGUGCGGAGGAGCGGUCGUACCCGACUUCCUCGCUGCCAGCGGUGGCCGCCAGCUCAUGCCGCCGGUUAACUGGCUGUCGGAAUCAUCUGACAUCAUCCCAGGAUGCGACCGUGAGGGCGAGAAGACGGUGGAGAAGGUGGCUGCGGCUGCGGCCGAGGAGGAUGGUAAGGCCGGGGGGAGACACCGUGGGCCGCGGAAGAACUCGUAUAGGGGAAUCCGGAGGCGACCGUGGGGGAAGUGGGCCGCGGAGAUAAGGGACCCAAGGAAGGGGGCACGGGUGUGGUUGGGGACCUUCGCCACCGCCGAGGAUGCCGCGCGGGCCUACGACACCGCCGCCCGCGAGAUCCGCGGCCCCAAGGCCCGACUCAACUUCCCCGACUCCCCAUCCUCCGUUGGCCCCGUCCUCCGGAUCACCAAGAAGCCCCGAGCUCCGGCGCCGGAGGGGAGCUUGACGUCGUCGCCAUCGCCGUCGUGCUCCUUCUCAUCGGCGAUGCAGUCCGCGGUGUCGCUCGCGGAGAUGGCGUGCGCGCCGGCCGGAGGAAACCGGGGCAACAACGGUGGUGGGCCGUAUAAUGUCGGGCUGUGCGGUGACGUGCGCCCCGUCUGAUCCAUGAUAAUAUCUCCUUUGGACGGCUGUGAUGUAUCAUAACUUGUGGGACCGUUUAGAUACCGUUGUGAUUUCCGUUGCUCUUUAAAUGAAAUAAUAUUUUAUUUUCC
Elaeis guineensis (African oil palm) is the source of this 803-nucleotide messenger RNA. RefSeq names its product ethylene-responsive transcription factor RAP2-3. Gene Ontology annotation, molecular function: DNA binding; DNA-binding transcription factor activity. Lineage: Eukaryota; Viridiplantae; Streptophyta; Magnoliopsida; Arecales; Arecaceae. Gene Ontology annotation, biological process: regulation of DNA-templated transcription; ethylene-activated signaling pathway. The record is from RefSeq and is a predicted model, not a curated record.